GUGCAGAAAGCCGAACGUUCGGCCAAUCACAGGGAUGGUCGGCCCGGUGCUGAAGAUGGCGGGAAGUACGGCGCUGCGGAAGGCUGAGUUAGUGUAUGAGCGGCUGAAGAAGCUGUCCUGCCUGCCUUUGGAGGGUGUGUAUGUAUCCAGCCCAGAGAAUAUUCACGAAUUAUUAUGUACCCCCUCCGUCAUUCGCCUUGGCGUCUUGGAAUGGCUCUGCACAAGGGCUUACCCUCCACUUCAAAAGCAGUUCUCGACUUUGAAAGAAUCUGAAGGAGAAAUUAAAAUAAAAGAAAUGGCAAAACUUGGCUUUGAGCUGAUGCUGUGUCACGAAGGAGACGUUGAUCUGAUAAAGGGACUUGUCCCCUCAAGCAGACAACUUUUUCUCAUGGAAAGUUUGCUGAAUAUUAUUGAGAUGCCCCGCAAUAUAUCCAGGGUUUCGGGGUUGGAAUGCUCCUCUGAAAGUGUCGAUGAAGCUUUUACCAAUUGUGCAUUCGAGAACGAGAAACUCCUGCAUGAGAUUUUCUACAGCCAUCAACUCCAGGCAACCCUCACACCCGAGUGCAAUCCAUGGCCAGCUGACCUCCAACCUUUACUGCUGAAAAAGGAACUGCCGGAGAGUGCCCAUCAAUCUGACAAAAAUACCAUAAUAAGUCAACAUUUGGAGGAACUGCAAAAGAUUUCUACAGCACUACAUGAACUUAAAGAAGAGUGCACCUUCCUCUGCAUCCCUGUGCCUGGCAGUGAAACCGUCAUACAGACUUUGAAGUUGGCGAUGACUGACUUCCAUCAGCUGAUUGCAGCUUUCACUCAGGUGUAUGAGAAUGAAUUUCAGGAGCAUUGCAACCACCCAGCACCUCGCCUUAGUCCCUGUGGGCCUCUCUUCCAGUCUGUCUAUUGCCUGCUAGAAAGCUGUAGCCAGGAGCUCAAGGCUGUUGCCCAGUUUACAGAAACCUCAAACACUAUAACUGAGGUGGUGAGAAAGAGGCAGCAGAUUAAGGAGUCCUUUGGAGGAGGCAGCACCGUAACUCUGUAUGAGAAGAUCAAGGAGAUAAAACACAACUACGAGCUGUUCCUGAGUGCACUGCAAUAGUGAAAAAAAAUGGCACAGACCUGAAUCAAUUGUUUUCUACAUACAACUACAACUGCUUAAAGGGCUUCCUGGAAGUUGACAUACUGUCCACCAUCACCAUGCCUUUUGUUGGUUGUAUGGAAUUUUGCAGUGCACAACACAUGACUCCUAUGCUUUGUAGAUGGCAAUACAUUUGUAUAGAUGAGCUGGUAUUUAACUCAAUAGUAACUCCUACAGUUUUGCCCAAAUUUUGUACUAUGUGGAGAAAAAAAAUAUUCAUGGCUCUCUACUAUCAGAGGCCCCCUCCCCUCAACAGAAAAAUAUGACCACGUGACAAAGAUCCCAAAGCAGUAGAUCUUCUACUUGCAUAUUUUCCUUAGCGAGGACCCUCGUAUAACGUACAAACAUAUUGGGAAUGUCUAUAUUAUACUUUACAGUAUUCAUUAUAUCAAAAUAGUCUAGUCUGAAAUUCAUUGAAAAUGUGGAAAUAUACUUAAAGGGGUUGUAAAGGUACAAUUUUUUCCCCCUAAAUAGCUUCCUUUACCUUAGUGCAGUCCUCCUUCACUUACCUCAUCCUUCCAUUUUGCUUUUAAAUGUCCUUAUUUCAAGGGUCGAUGACGAGUGGUGGCAAAAUAUGGAUGGCAGCAGGGAAGACAAGAGCAAGAUACUUGCUGGAGAGAACACAAUAAUCUGGCAAACAGGAAGUGCAGAGACAUGGCCUAAAUCAGGAAGUUCAUGGGGGGAGCAAAGAGCUCAGGGUUCAAGAUAAACAAGGUUUAAAGGGGUUGUAAAGGUACAAUUGUUGUCCUCCUUCACUUACCUCAUCCUUCUUCAAUUUU
Rana temporaria (common frog) is the source of this 1911-nucleotide messenger RNA. It is a transcript of the gene HAUS7, whose product is annotated as HAUS augmin like complex subunit 7. Bases 35 to 1093 code for a protein of 352 amino acids. Gene Ontology annotation, cellular component: HAUS complex. The transcript is spliced from 10 exons. The record is from RefSeq and is a predicted model, not a curated record. Lineage: Eukaryota; Metazoa; Chordata; Amphibia; Anura; Ranidae. Gene Ontology annotation, biological process: spindle assembly; centrosome cycle. Gene Ontology annotation, molecular function: microtubule minus-end binding.